Messenger RNA from Penicillium cinerascens, 1116 nucleotides. Its product is annotated as alpha/beta hydrolase. The transcript is spliced from 3 exons. The record is from RefSeq and is a predicted model, not a curated record. NCBI's taxonomy places the organism in Eukaryota, Fungi, Ascomycota, Eurotiomycetes, Eurotiales, Aspergillaceae. Bases 1 to 1116 code for a protein of 371 amino acids. Gene Ontology annotation, molecular function: hydrolase activity.
AUGGCUCAGCAAAAGUGCUAUCGUGGGGAUCCUGCCCUGCACGAAUUUCGUGCUCAGGAAAUCCGACAACCUCUUCACAAUACCAUCCCGGAAGAGCUUCUGCCCCGGUUUGACCCUGUCUACGUCGAGUACUACAACAAGUACAAUGUUGGACGCCUGCAUACUCAUGAAGUGCCGAUAGAAGAGUAUCGCAAGGACCCGGCAAAGUACACUAUCUUCUAUGGCAACGAACCAGGGCCCGAUGUCUUCCGAAUCACGGAACAGCAAUGCCCCGUGGAGGGAGGAGAGAUCACUAUUCGCAUCUUCGAGCCAGCACCCAAAAUUGAUGAUCAGGGCCAGCCUGUGACGAGAGCGGCCUAUAUCAAUUUCCACGGCGGUGGAUGGGUUUUUGGAGGCCUCAAUACUGACCAUGAUUAUUGCAAAAGGCUCGUGUGCGCUCUCGAUGGGGAUGUGGUUGUUUUCGAUGUCGAUUAUCGGCUGUCACCUGAACAUCGGUUUCCUAUUCCCGUGGAUGAUUGCUGGGCGGCUUUCAAUUGGAUCCACUCCCAGAAAGCCGAUGAGUUCACACUCGAUCCAGACCGAUUCGCUGUUGGCGGUCCGUCUGCCGGAGGUCACCUCGCUGCUGUUCUCGGUCAUCUGUGUCGAGACGCGCAGAUACCUCUGCGCCUACAGAUCCUGAGCGUGCCAGUGUGCGACUUGCACAGUGUCUUUACACCGGAUGGUAAAUUCGAUCGUGAGAAUUGUCCUUAUGAUUCAUAUCGAGAGAUGGAGUUUACGCCGGCACUUCCUACGGCGCGGAUGGCAUACUUCCAUCGACACUUCCUAGGGGUGCCUCGACCGGCGGCAUCAGAAGAUGACUGGAGAAUAUCGCCGAUGCUCGCCCCCAAUUUUCAGGACUUGGCCCCUGCGCUGGUCUCAACGGCGGAGCUGGAUCCUCUACGCGACGAAGGAGAAGUAUAUGCGGCCAAGCUCGAGGCUGCGGGAAAUCGUGUCGAGUUGUAUCGAUAUACGGGUACACCGCAUACGUUCCCGUCACUUGAGGGGAUCCUGGAUAGUGGGCGUCUGUACAGGGAGAGGGUGAUCGAAGCGUUGAAGCGCGAGUUGCUCCACGGAUGA